UUAAAAAAACGAAAAAUAAGACAAACAAUGGAAAAUAACAACGAAAUCCUCAAAGGAUACAACGUCAAUGAAUCUCCCAUGUUGGAAUUUUAUCGCGGGAAAACAAUUUUUAUCACAGGCGGAACAGGUUUCCUCGGAAAAUUAUUUCUCGAAAAGCUGUUAAGAAUAAACGUCAGUCGAAUUUUCGUGUUGUCACGCCCCAAAAAAGGUUUAUCGAACGAGGAACGUUUAGAUGCGAUUUUCACAGGUCCCCUUUUCGAGCAACUCCAAAAAACGCAACCGAAUUUCAAGAGUCGCGUCACGAUCAUCGAUGGCGAUUUGCAGAAAAUUGAGCUCGGAAUGUCGCCAGCUGACAAGCAACUCGUCAUGGAAGCCACAGAAGUUGUCAUUCACGCAGCUGCCGAUGUGCGUUUCGAUCAAGUGAUAAAAACCGCAGUUGAGACAAAUGUUCGGGGCACACGUGAAUUGUGUCGUUUGGCAGAGAAAAUCCGAAAUCUCGUGUCUUUGGUUUACGUAUCGACGGCAUAUUCGCAUUGCCCGAUGACAGAUAUUCAGGAAAAAUUCUUCGAUCCGCCCACAGAUUCGGAUAAAAUGAUCGGAUUGGUUGAAAAUUUGGACAAAGAUGCGGAAAAAAUGUUCGAUAAAGUCACAAAUGAGCUAAUUCAGCCGUGGCCCAACACCUAUGUUUACACAAAAGCCUUGUCGGAAGACAUUAUUCGCAAAUUUAGUGAUCGAUUGCCUCUUGCAGUUGUUAGACCAUCAAUUAUAAUUGCAACACAAAAAGAUCCCUUACCUGGAUGGACUGACAAUAUUUACGGGUUAAAUGGCGUAAUUGUGGGCGUAUCUGCAGGACUUAUCAGAAUAAUGUACUUGAAAUCGUCGAAUGUGGCAGAUAUCAUUCCAGCUGACAUCGUUAUCAACACAGUUUUGGCUGCGGGGCGUCAAGCGUACGUCGAUCGGUAUGACGGACAAGGAAAAGUUAAGGGAAAAGCGAAAGUUUACAAUUGCACGAGCGGCAAUGUUAAUCCUAUCAACUAUGAAAACAUCUACAAAUUCGCAAUCCACUCUGGCAUCCCAUUCCCUCCAAUGAAAUGCUUGUGGCACGUUUCCUUCAACACAACGGAGAACAAAUUAGUGCAUUGGUAUUGCAAGUUGAUGUAUCACUUCCUUCCCGCAUUUUUCAUCGAUAUUUGGCUGCGUGUCAUCGGUCGAACGCCUCGUUUGCUCAAUUUGUACAAAAAAGUGCACAAAUUCUCCACGGUACUCGAGUACUUUUCGAUGAACACCUGGAAAUUCGAGGGCACCAACAUGCGGGAACUCUGUACGAGUCUCACGCCAUUGGACCAAGAACUCUUCAAUUGUGACGUCGCGAAGAUGCAAUGGACCGAAUAUUUUGACACGUACAUGAAGGGAUUGCGCUUGUACAUCAACAAAGACCCCGAGGAGACGAUACCGAAGGCGAAGAAGCGUUACGCCAAGCUUAGAUAUGCCCACAAAUUCGUCGUUUUUAUGUAUUAUGCGUUCUUGUCGCUCUUCUUCUACGGCAUUCUGAAGUUUACGGGCGUCAUUUCGAUGUUUGACGAGCAUUUGCCGGCUCUGCUGAAAUGAAUUUCGGCCUAAAAUGAAGAAAAAAAAGUAUUAUUGUGUGAAUGCAGCGAGAAUGUCACUUUAGAAAUAUAUUUGUACGAUUAAUUAUGGGAAAUUAGAACUUUAGUGUUUUAUUUCGAACAAAAAUGUGACGUAAUUUAAUGAAAAA
Molecule: messenger RNA, 1756 nt
Organism: Culicoides brevitarsis
Lineage: Eukaryota; Metazoa; Arthropoda; Insecta; Diptera; Ceratopogonidae
Product: fatty acyl-CoA reductase wat-like
Exons: 6
Coding region: 28-1608 (526 amino acids)
Biological process (GO): long-chain fatty-acyl-CoA metabolic process
Cellular component (GO): peroxisome
Molecular function (GO): alcohol-forming very long-chain fatty acyl-CoA reductase (NADP+) activity
Source: RefSeq, a predicted model, not a curated record